This is a messenger RNA of Fusarium fujikuroi IMI 58289, 1104 nucleotides long. RefSeq lists its product as uncharacterized. The transcript has 2 exons. The record is from RefSeq and is a predicted model, not a curated record. Bases 1 to 1104 code for a protein of 367 amino acids. NCBI's taxonomy places the organism in Eukaryota, Fungi, Ascomycota, Sordariomycetes, Hypocreales, Nectriaceae.
AUGUCGGAACCCUCAGUCCGCCCUCCCGAAUACCAGGCUGGUAGGGUCAUACAAUUGCAGAUACUCGAAGGCAGCAGCGGCUCAUGGGCCAUGUCGGAAAGGGACAUCUCUGUAGUCGUUGAGCGAGUUAUCACAGAGACUAUGGCCCCGGUCAUGCAAGUCCGCUUCCACGAUCGCCUUGCCAUUCUCAAGGUCUACGAACGUCGCUACGGGACAGACCUUCGUGACUACAGGGACGAGCAUAUUCCCUGCACCGCUCAAGUCGAAACUGCUUACUUGUCAUUUCUAAAGACAGGUGCCAUGGACGCCUUCCUCAAAGAGAUGGAUCAUAACGAAGCCACGUCGGAAUUUCCACGUACCCUAGCGGAGAUUCGGGAGGGGUCCAACGGCAUCGUGAGAUUUGAAGCGGCGCUCUGGAGGAUCACUGAUCAGCAUUUCAGAACCGAGGCUGAGGUCUACGAUCGCUCGAAAGACCUCCAAGGUGUUUUGAUCCCAGAACUUUAUGGGUUAGUGCGCAUCGUCGCUCCAGGGGCUACUUCAGCGUCCUCAAAACAAGACUACCAAACUAUCUACGGUAUCUUUCUCCAACACGUCCCAGGUGUCAAUCUUUAUGAGCUUAUUAUGGAGGAAGUUCGGCCUACAACGCAGCAAGAUUGGACAUGUCUCAUUCAGCGAGCUAUUGACGCGGCGUAUGAGAUUAACAAGCGCGGUAUUAUCCUAGACGACAGCUCACCUCGCAAUAUUGUCGUGGAACCCUCAACAUUCCAGCCCUUCCUCGUCGACUUUGCGCAGUGCUUUUUCAAAGAUAAAUUAAUUCAGAAACGGGUUGACUCGGACGCUGAUGCAGAAGAAGGGAAAGAUUGGGAUGGCGACGCCAAAUUCUGCGAGACGGCAAUAAUCUUCAAUAACUCUAGCGCAAUUGGAGUGCCCAUGGUGAGAAGACUGAACAAGUCCUGUGGGUUCACAGUGGAGGUUAGGUAUCCCAAAGAAGGUCAACUCCUCUGCGAUAUCAAGCGCCGGCCAAAGCCAGAGGCCAAGAUGAGCGAGUCACUCCAACACGUCGAGGGCAGCCCGGAACCAGGGAUUAGAUCUCCCAAGAUAUGA